CAGAGAGAGCGCGAGAGCGAGAGAGAGGAGGCCGGCGGAUAAAGCACGGAGAAAGCCUGGAUCGGUUCCGCUGUGCGCGUGCAGAUGUGUACUGUAAACACGGCAACGGCACGUGAACUUGAGGAGUUUUAUUUGGUUCAAGACGCACCGGAUAUCUCCUCCGGAAGGACUGAAGGAGGACUCACCUGGUUGCUACGGAGACAGUUUUAAUAUUUUAAUCGGUUACCAAGCAUCGCCAUGCCGUCCAACACUACCACACUGCCCCCAUCAGAGGACCCCACUACACACAUGAGUGAAGACGGAGUGGUCCAUAUGGGCCCAGAGGAGGGGAGUUUAGCCAGCCCACCCGCACCCCGCAGAGUUGAAAGACCCAACAGGCAACACAACCACACACUUUCUGACUCGUGUGAGAUGGCCCCCCCCACACCCCCAGAGGAAGUUGACCCCUCCCCUCGCAGGAAACGUGGCCGGCGGAAAAUGGAGCCUCUGGAGCCGAAGGAACCUAACAUGGAGGGGGAAGGCAGCAGGCUGCGCAGAAGGCCGGUUCCCAGAGAGACGUUUCAGGCUGGAGAUCCUUUUUACAUCAGCAGGAGACAGAGAGACAAGUGGAUCAACCGCUGGAGUAGAGAGGCUGAGAGGCGGGCCCACCAAGACUCUGUGAUGAGCGUGAUGGAGGACCUAUCAGAGCCAGAGUUUCAGAAGGAGGAGGAGCCAGCAGCCAGUUUAGCCACUCCCCCACCCCAGCAACACACUGACCCUGCCUCUCCCACCAUUGCCAUGACGCCAGAGCCUGUUGCCAUGACGCCUGAGCCUGUUGCCAGGGGCCAACGUGCCACACCCAGAGAUUCAGAGUACCAGGAUGGUAGGGGGUUUGGUCUGGGCUGUCUGGUGUUUGGGAAGCUGCGGGGGUUCUCCUGGUGGCCCGGACGGAUCGUCUCCUGGGUGAUGAGUGGGAGGAGCCGGGCGGCAGACGGAACGCGCUGGGUCAUGUGGUUCGGAGACGGGAAGUUCUCUGUGGUGUGUGUAGAGAAGUUGAUGCCCCUGACCUCCUUCUCCCCAGCCUUCCACCAGCCCACCUACAACAAACAGCCCAUGUACAGAAGAGCUAUAUAUGAGGCACUACAGGUGGCGAGCAGGCGUGCCGGCAGGCCUCUCCCCUCUUGUGAUGGUGGUGAUGAUGCGGAGGGUGGGGGGGCGGAGCUACAGAAGCAGAACAGGAAGUUGAUAGAAUGGGCCAUGACAGGCUUCCUGCCCAGCGGACCUCAGAGUCUGGACCCCCCUGAUGAGGAUAGACAUCCAUAUAAGGACGUGUAUCCUGAGAUGUGGGUGGAGCCAGAGGCAGCUUACACCCCGCCCCCUCCGGCCAAGAGGCCCCGCAAGAACGUUGCUGAGAAACCCAAGAUCAGAGAGGUCAUCGAUGAGGGGACUAGAGAGAGACUCAUCCAAGAGAUCAGACAGAAGACCAGGAACAUAGAAGAUAUCUGUAUCUCCUGUGGUAGCCUCAACGUCUCUCUGGAGCAUCCUCUCUUCAUCGGAGCCAUGUGUCAGAGCUGCAAGAACUGUUUCCUGGAGUGUGCGUACCAGUACGAUGAUGAUGGAUACCAGUCCUACUGCACUAUCUGCUGUGGAGGACGGGAGGUCCUGAUGUGUGGAAACAACAACUGCUGCAGGUGUUUCUGUGUGGAGUGUGUGGAUCUGUUGGUGGGUGUGGGUUCGGCGUCAGCUGCAAUCAGAGAGGACCCCUGGAACUGCUACAUGUGUGAAACAGACAACACACACGGGUUACUACGACGACGCGACGACUGGCCGUCACGACUACAGGUGUUCUUUGCUAACAACCAUGAACAGGAGUUUGAGGCAGCCAGGUUGUACCCUCCUGUAGCAGCUGAGAGGAGACAGCCAAUCAGAGUCCUCUCUCUGUUCGACGGCAUCGCCACAGGUCUGUUGGUGCUAAGGGACCUGGGUAUUCAGGUGGACAGGUACGUGGCUUCAGAGGUGUGUGAGGAUUCUAUCACCGUGGGGAUCGUACGUCACCAUGGUUCCAUCAUAUAUGUUGGAGACAUCCGCAACGUCACACACAAACACAUCCAGGACUGGGGUCCAUUUGACCUGGUGAUUGGAGGAAGUCCCUGUAAUGACCUGUCCAUUGUCAACCCCGCCAGGAAGGGACUCUUCGAGGGUACUGGGCGGCUGUUCUUUGAGUUUUACCGGCUACUCCACGAGGCCCGUCCCAAACCAGACGACCACCGACCGUUCUUCUGGCUCUUUGAGAAUGUCGUUGCCAUGGGGAUCAGCGACAAGAGAGACAUCUCACGCUUCCUCGAGUGUAACCCAGUGAUGAUCGAUGCCAAAGAGGUGUCUGCUGCCCACCGCGCCAGAUACUUCUGGGGAAACCUUCCGGGCAUGGGACGACCUCUCACAGCCAUGGUGAAUGAUAGACUGGAACUACAAGACUGUCUGGAGCACGGACGCACAGCCAAGUUUGGGAAGGUGCGUACGAUAACAACACGUUCUAACUCGGUGAAGCAGGGGAAGGAUCAACACUUCCCUGUUUACAUGGACAACAAGGAGGACAUACUCUGGUGCACUGAGAUGGAGAGGGUUUUUGGGUUCCCGGUCCACUACACUGAUGUGUCCAACAUGAGUCGUCUCUCCAGACAGCGUCUGUUGGGGCGGUCCUGGAGCGUUCCGGUCAUACGACACCUCUUCGCUCCGCUCAAAGAGUACUUCGCCUGCAACUAAUACACACACACACACACACACACACACACACACACACACACACACACACACACACACACACACACACACACACACACACACACACACACACACACACACACACACACACACAUCAACUGAAAGAGUUCUCAGCCUGGAGCCCCUCCCACGACCCACAGGCCGACGCCCAACCAGAAAGGUUACAGCCCCACCCCGGUGUUAACCAAUCACAAGCCAGGACACGCCCCAACCCCGGUGCUAACCAAUCACAAACCAGGACACACACCCACCCCGGUGCUAACCAAUCACAAACUGAAACUGUUAUCCAACCACAAAGCAACACUCCAACAACCUGGACUAUCUCUCUUCCAGUCUCUGUCACACACGUCAGACGUCAUGGUGCUAGUCGACCAAGGUGCUUCAACACUCAUUCAUGGUUCAUCUCCUCUACAUCUCAUCUCCCUUCAGGACUGAUAAUCAAAUCUAUGGUGCUACACACACACGCACGCACGCACACGCACACGCACACACACACACACACACGCACACACGCACACACGCA
Molecule: messenger RNA, 3283 nt
Organism: Coregonus clupeaformis (lake whitefish)
Lineage: Eukaryota; Metazoa; Chordata; Actinopteri; Salmoniformes; Salmonidae
Product: DNA (cytosine-5)-methyltransferase 3A
Exons: 22
Coding region: 238-2742 (834 amino acids)
Biological process (GO): negative regulation of DNA-templated transcription
Cellular component (GO): nucleus; cytoplasm
Molecular function (GO): methyltransferase activity
Source: RefSeq, a predicted model, not a curated record